Molecule: messenger RNA, 330 nt
Organism: Trichoderma gamsii
Lineage: Eukaryota; Fungi; Ascomycota; Sordariomycetes; Hypocreales; Hypocreaceae
Product: BIP4
Exons: 1
Coding region: 1-330 (109 amino acids)
Source: RefSeq, a predicted model, not a curated record
AUGAUGAAAGAUUUUAUCCGCUCUGCAAACAUCCUUGUUGGUACUCCCGUAGCAAUAAAAAAUCUGCUCGACCACCUUUCAAGCGAACUAGAAGCGUUGAGCCCUGAUCUUAUCAUCAACGACGAAGCUGGUAGGAGCACGGAAGCCAUGGCCCUCGUGCCUUUAGCCAUGUUCCCAGAGACGCCAACGCUUUGGUUGGGAGACGGCAAAGAACUCGUCCCAAUGCACAGGGCCGCAGACUCAGUGGAAAAACCGCUAUUCCAAGACCAACGUAAAAUGAGCCUCUUGAAGAGAGCCCAAGACACGGGCAACGUCGAUUUCACCUUCUGA